Messenger RNA from Striga hermonthica, 870 nucleotides. Lineage: Eukaryota; Viridiplantae; Streptophyta; Magnoliopsida; Lamiales; Orobanchaceae. The record is from the annotation of a GenBank genome assembly.
AUGAGUACCUGUGGUAGCUCCUCAAUUCGCGUUUUAUCCGGGGCCCCAGAUUUGAUUCAACGUAAUCAGCCCGGGGCCUCGCUUCCUCGAGCACCAAUAAUCGAGCGCCGCCAUUAUACAUACUGCAGGGCGAGUCUCCACAAGUCAUACCCUCUUUCAGCGGCCAUUAGCAGCCCGUUCGCUCCUCCGAGCAUUCAGCGAGUCGGGAGAGAGAGUAUGGGGAAGAGUGAGAUAAUCGCAAGGGCCGAGGAGUUGGUUAAAUCCGCCAUGGGAGGCAACGACGCAUCCCACGACGCGGCCCACGCCUUCAGAGUCAGAGACCUAGCCCUUUCUCUAGCCCGUGAAGAGGGGUUUUCGUCUUCUCCUGAUUCGAUUCUCAUUCUAUUUCCUGUUUUUAAUAUUAUAAAAUCUAGAGAUCCGUCUGAAGGGAAGAUUGUUGAGGACUUUCUUGUAAAAGAAAGAGUAGAUGAAAGUAUCAAGUCACGGAUAUUAGGCAUCAUAAAAGGAAUGGGUUUCAAAGAGGAGGUUGCAGGACUUGCAGGGGGUACUCAAUACCCAGAAUUUGGGGUGGUGCAAGAUGCUGAUCGUCUUGAUGCGAUUGGUGCCAUAGGAAUUGCUCGUUGCUUCACAUUUGGUGGAAGCAGGAACAGUGUGCUGUAUGAUCCCAACAUAAAACCCCGAUCGGAUUUGUCCAAGGAGAAGUACAUGAAUAAAGACAAGCAGACCACAGUCAACCACUUUCAUGAGAAGCUUCUCAAGUUGAAAGAGUUGAUGAAAACAAAGGCUGGUCAGAGGAGGGCGGAAAGAAGGCACAAAUUCAUGGAGGAGUUUUUGGAAGAGUUUUAUCAAGAAUGGGAUGGAAGGGCCUGA